Molecule: messenger RNA, 872 nt
Organism: Phialemonium atrogriseum
Lineage: Eukaryota; Fungi; Ascomycota; Sordariomycetes; Cephalothecales; Cephalothecaceae
Exons: 1
Coding region: 119-805 (228 amino acids)
Biological process (GO): methionyl-tRNA aminoacylation
Cellular component (GO): cytosol; aminoacyl-tRNA synthetase multienzyme complex
Molecular function (GO): ATP binding; methionine-tRNA ligase activity
Source: RefSeq, a predicted model, not a curated record
CAAAUCGCUCCCACAAAAGCGAAGGAUCUAGUGCGACCAACCGGCUGAGCAAACGCGAAGAUUUGUAUCUUUAUCACUAUCUGACAUUCAGCACCCGCUAAGUCAUCAAGGAUGGCGAAUGGGGCUCCGUCUUAGACCCGACUGGACCAGCUAUUCCGAUGACUACCCUGAAGGCUAUAAGAAGAAUGUUUCUGGGCUCCUUCAGACAUACAUCAGCCAGAUGGACAGCGUCAAGUUGCGCGCAGGUCUCCAAAGUGUGCUCCAUCUUUCGGCGCUUGACAAGAAGCUUCUCCAGGACAACAAACUUGACAACAAAUGGUUCAUCGAGGAGCCUGAGCGCUGCGCAGCCGUGGUAGGCUUAGCUCUUAACCACAUCUACCUUCUCGCCAACGUCAUCGAACCAUACAUGCCUGCCACAGCCCGCGGUGGCGUUGACACCAAAGGCGAGUCGACUUUUGGCAUCUUCCAACAGCUUGGCGUCGAGCCUGUACCACACAUUCCCGACGAGUGGGAGACCAACAUGAUCAUCCUGCCCGGCCACAGGAUUGGUAGACCGUCUUAUCUGUUGGCCGGAUCGAUAAUGCGGAGGAGCACGAGUGGAGGGAGCAGUUCGGCGGCUAGGAGACCAAGAGGCCGAAGCAACUUGACGCGGAGAAAAAAGCGGCCAAAAAGGCGGCCAAAGGGAAGGAAAGCAAGGCCAGGGAAGGUGCGCAAGCUGCUGCGGCCGUCAUUGGUGUUGAAGCGGCCGAGAAAAUGGAUAAACUUACACUUUGAACCCUUCAGAAUCAUUUCGGAGUACUAUUAGAAGCCCGUGUUCAGUAGAGAAGCAAUACACAUUUAUUUAGCUGGCUGAGGUGUUGCUGUGACCCUUA